This is a messenger RNA of Mesorhabditis spiculigera, 3234 nucleotides long. The record is from the annotation of a GenBank genome assembly. Lineage: Eukaryota; Metazoa; Nematoda; Chromadorea; Rhabditida; Rhabditidae.
AUGGAUGGGAGUUUCGUCGUGACAUCGGCUUCACUUCAGUCUCCACCUCAGAAACAGCCGAACGCCUUAACGAUGUUCAAGCUCGUGCUCCUGAUCGCGCUCUUCGGAGCUUCAGUUGCUCAAUUCACCUCCCCCUCCUACCUCUCCGGCCAAUGGGGCGUCGGCGGUCUGCAGGGUCAAUACAGCCUCGGCAGCACAGACCCGGGUUACGGUAUCGGAUCGCAAUAUGGCAUGAGCCCGCUGAACGGAUACGGUAGCGGUUACGGUAUCCAAUACCCCGGACAGUACGGCCAGUACCCCUACGGCCCCUUGAGCUCUGCUCUUGGACUCGGUGGAUACGGUAGCAUGUACGGCCUCGGCGGACUUCAGGGAUACGGAAGCCAGUACGGAAUGAUGCCCGGUUACGGUACCCAGUAUGGUCUCGGAGGGAUGACGCCGAUGUGCCUGACCGCCGACUUUCUGAUGAGACCCUCUGCUGCGCAAGUGUUGGAUGAGUGUGCACGCUUGAACUAUGACUUCCAACCUGUCCCAGAACACCGACGCCACAACACGAUUUUACUAUUGCCAAUCGGCCUUGAUGGCACCACCAGAGAGCGUGAAGUUUUUCCAUCCCUGAACGGCCUGACAGCCCGUAUCACGGACUGGACCAGCCAACAAUUCCAACCGAACCAUGACUUUAAAAUGGAGGCCAAAAAGGACCAGCUUGCGAUCGACGGAUGCCCGCUAUUUUGCCUAUGGCUUGAACUCAUCAGUCGUGAAAUUCAUUUUGACGACAUCAUCAUCCGCGACUACAAUUUUAACCCCGAAAAUCGAUACGAAAAUGCGCGCGAAUUGUCAAAUGAACGAAGAGGUUUAAGCGCAAUAUUCAGGGCCCAGUUUGACGUACUGGGCACUGAAGAUCGGGAGGAAAUAGCCAAAAAGCUGGAAACCAUCCUCCAAGACGCGUACUCGCCGAGAACUGACCUGCCCGAUUCUCCUUUUAAAGAUUCCCCCAAAGCUAAGGCGGUUGCCUGGAUCGCCGAAAACUUCCCUGACCUGAAGGGCGCCUUCUUCAAGCUUUUCGAGCUGGACACCCAGAUCCACCUGAGCUGCUUCAACUUUGCGCUGCAGAUGAUGGCCGAUGGGGAGACGUCGAGGCUCUCCAACUCCGAGGCCGUCCACUACUACACCAUGGCCAGGCGGAACCUCGAGGAAACGGCGAACAUCUUCACGUGUCGCACCUUUCUGGCGACGUUCACAAUCUCGGAUUCGCGCUCGGAGUGGCUGCAGUUUCGGAAGAUGAUCUUCCGCAAAGAUCUGCGCGAAUUUCGGGUCUACAAUAAGAAAUCAGUUUUUACAAAGCAGCAAAAAUCCCCCCUCGACACCGAAGCGCUACGUCGUGGCCUAGUGGACAAAAUUCGGGACGUGGAAAAAUUUCAAAAAGAAGAGGCGGAGCAGCUGGCCCGAAGAAGCUCCGGCGGGAGUCCGAGACUUUCCGAAGACAUCCUGCCGGACCCCAGCUACUGCUUUUUAUUCGACAAUCCACCACGAUUUCCCUGUAAGUGUGAAACCGAGUGUGAAUCGUUUCCCGUCGGAUACCCGGGCCAAGUCCAGCAUAAAAUCUUUGCCUGUACCACAGAGGAGCAAAUGCACUUUAUGAAGAGCUUCUCCUUCUAUGAGAGGGCCUUUCGAUACCUGGAAUAUUGGCCGGAAGUUCCGUCAAACCCGAUAUACCGGAUAUUACUUGACGAGCUGAUCGAGCAGAGCGACGAGAUGUGGGAAAACCUGGCCACUUAUUAUAUUGCUGUUGAUGGGGAAGGGAGAUUGAAGACCCAUGUCCUGGACAGGAAUAGCAAGAAGAAUUUUCUGGGUGAUAGAGCGAUUCCGGCACUUCGCGAUCAUGUGGGAGGGAACUGGAAGAAAGUGGGAAGCAUGGAAGCAGGAACCGAAUCGAUCGGCGCGAUUCGAGUAGACUUCUGCGAACUGGCGCCUAUUCUACGGAAAACUGCGAAAGUGUUCCAUCGCCUCGAAGCAGGGCAGAGCUUCCCGUCCAGGGUCCGGGACUGGUACUACAAGAUCAAGGAAACAAGCCACCAAGAAGUGCGUCGCGACAAGUUGGCCGACCAGAUCGACGCGUUCUGGACAAAACGGGGGCUUGUCGACGAUGAAUACACCUCACCGUACGUCUCGAGCCAGUUCGGCCUCAACGGACUGCAGGGACAGUACAGUAUCGGAGGCGGAUACCCGGGCUACGGUAUCGGAUCCCAGUAUGGGAUGAGCCCGUUGAGCGGAUACGGUAGCCAAUACGGCAUCUACCCCUACGGACAGAUGAGCCCCGCCUACGGACUCCAGGGAUACGGUAGCCCUUACGCUCUCGGAGGUAUCCGAGGAUACCCAAGCCAAUACGGACAGCUAUCCGGUUACGGUAGCCAAUACGGCCUCGGAGGGCUCCAGGGAUACGGUGGCCAAUACGGUAGCCAGUACUAUGGUAGCAAUGGACUGACGGGUGGCUACGGAAUAACAGGACUGCAAGGAGGAGUGUCGCGUAGCUGCUCUCUUCUCUCGGGCUGCGGAAUUGGAGAACGAUGCAACACCUGUGGAGUCAGGUGUGAGAAGCAGUGCUAUGGACCUCAGACGUCCUGCCCUCUCGUGAACUUGUGCAGCAACAGCCUGUCGGCCACCGCCAGUGGAGUCUGCGAAUGCCUGCCUGGAUUUGCUCGUAAUACGAAUGGACAGUGCGUCGCUGACAUCAGCUGCCAGGCCGAAUUCCUGCUCUACUACAUCGGAUUCACGCAAUGCUUCCGGUGGUACGGUAUCCUGUCCCUCGUCUGCUAUAUGGCCUUCCUACACCUCUGGUCGAUUUACGAUAUCUCGCGCUUCCGAAAGCUACCCGAGAAAACGUUUACGAUUAGUAUUUUUGGGAUACUGAUCUUUAGUGCAGCUGUUUGUGUCCCGUUAGUCACCCCAUUUGCGGGUUUUAUCUAUAACGCGGCAUAUCAUUAUUGGUCCUUCGACCCGCUAAAACCAGGCUUUGACUUGUACUCGUGGUGGAACUGGAUAUCACAGGGUAUCUGUUUAUUUUCGAUCAUCUCGGCCGAUUUGUACGUCAUUUACUUCCUACAAAAACACCGACAACGCCGAAAUAUCUCCAAAUCGGUCUCCUCGAAUACAGCAACUAUUGUGUUCGAGAAUAUUUCUGCAGCUUCGAGCACAAAACAUAUUGCUACUCUGCAUCUUGUAGUUUCCCAGGUCAUC